This is a messenger RNA of Aspergillus bombycis, 222 nucleotides long. Its product is annotated as ubiquitin-like protein. Gene Ontology annotation, biological process: mRNA splicing, via spliceosome; protein modification process. NCBI's taxonomy places the organism in Eukaryota, Fungi, Ascomycota, Eurotiomycetes, Eurotiales, Aspergillaceae. The transcript has 3 exons. Gene Ontology annotation, molecular function: protein tag activity; protein binding. The coding region runs from base 1 to 222 and encodes 73 amino acids. The record is from RefSeq and is a predicted model, not a curated record. Gene Ontology annotation, cellular component: cytoplasm; nucleus.
AUGACCUUAAUCGAAGUAACGGCUACCGACCGUUUGGGGAGAAAGUUCCACGUUAAAUGCGAUUCGGAAAUCACCGUCGGUGAAUUGAAGAAACUUUUAGGAGAGCAGACUGGGCAUGACCCUAGCAAGAUCCAACUCAAGAAGUGGUAUACCAUUUAUAAGGAUCAUAUAACACUCAGUGAUUAUGAGAUCAACGAUGGUAUGUCUCUGGAGAUGUAUUAG